This is a messenger RNA of Punica granatum (pomegranate), 998 nucleotides long. NCBI's taxonomy places the organism in Eukaryota, Viridiplantae, Streptophyta, Magnoliopsida, Myrtales, Lythraceae. The record is from RefSeq and is a predicted model, not a curated record.
CGAGAAUACGACGACGACUUGGGGAUCGAUUCGAGUACUUCCGUUGUACUGUUCUGUCCGUGCAAAGCUUUAGUUCGCGUUCAGCUUUCUCGGACGACGAAGAGAAUGGCGAAGGUACGGUGCCAGAGGAUCGGAUGCGACGCCUUCUUCUCCGAGGACGACAAUCCCGAAGACUCCUGCCGAUAUCACGACGCCGGGCCUAUAUUUCAUGAUGGGAUGAAAGAAUGGAGUUGCUGCAAGAAAAGAAGUCAUGAUUUUAACCUGUUCUUGGAAAUUCCAGGAUGCAAGACAGGCAAACAUACAACUGAGAAACCAGUUUUAACAGUAAAGCCAGUGGCAACUCCUAGGGCUUCAAUUCCUGUUGCCAGUCCAGCUUCUGCAACUAACCAAUCGACCAGAGAAUCUUGCUCGCGGUGUCGGCAGGGUUUCUUCUGCUCCGAUCACGGUUCACAGCCAAAAGACUCGGUAAAUGUUGUGACACCUGCACCAGUUGAAAGUGAUAAAAAGGAACAUGUAUCUUCUCCUCCAGCAAAGAAGAUAGUUGAUAUAAACCAGCCUCAAAUUUGCAAAAACAAGGGGUGUGGUCAGACUUUUAAAGAAAAGGACAAUCACGAGGCAGCAUGCAGUUAUCACCCCGGGCCUGCCAUUUUCCACGACCGUAUGAGAGGGUGGAAAUGCUGUGAUAUCCAUGUGAAGGAGUUCGAUGAGUUCGUGAGCAUCCCCCCGUGCACCAAAGGAUGGCACAAUGCCGAUCCAACAUCCUAAGGAUCAAUACGGGGUUCUCUCUUUUAAUUUAUACUUCGAGUAUCAGCAUAUUGUUGCUGCUGCAACUGUAUUUUAUGAGGAAACCUGAGUAUUGUCCUUCAUGAUUAUUAGCGUUUCCCUUGCAUUGUAUCAGAACACCACCUACUGAUGGUCUGAAAUACGCAUGGAUCUUUGGUGUUGCCUACUGAAACCCGAACCGUCUCUUUUAAGAAAUUCAGUGGUUUGGACCUCUC